This is a messenger RNA of Drosophila elegans, 1620 nucleotides long. Its product is annotated as leucine-rich repeat flightless-interacting protein 2. The transcript has 7 exons. Lineage: Eukaryota; Metazoa; Arthropoda; Insecta; Diptera; Drosophilidae. The record is from RefSeq and is a predicted model, not a curated record. Bases 147 to 1337 code for a protein of 396 amino acids. Gene Ontology annotation, biological process: regulation of DNA-templated transcription.
AUUUACAGUAUUUGUCACCUUGUAUAUAAAUAUUUCAAGUGGAAUGAGAGAAACAACUUAAAGUGCUUCUGUGAUGCACUCUUCUAUUGUGACCGACCGCUUACGAUAUAUAUAAAGGAAAUAAGUUAAAAUUGAGUUCAGUUUCAAUGGAAAGUAUCAGCACCACUGGUCGUCGACGGAACAACAUGCGAAUCAAUGCCGAAGAUAAUGCGCUGGAUCAAAUUACAAAAGAGGCCGAAGCACGACUGGCCGCUCGUCGACAAGCGCGUGCUGAAGCCCGCGAGAUUCGUAUGCGGGAGCUCGAGCGCCAGCAGAAGGAGCAGGAAAUAAGCGCUGACCGUGUCUUUGACAUGCAAAACGCCACCGCAGUGGGAAGCGAACCGCUUUCGGUGCAUCCGGUACGCCUCGCCUACGGCGGACUGUUAAAUGUAACCCGUGCCUCAGCAUCCCGGCGGAGUAGUGAGGACUCCGUGGAAGACGAGGGAAGAAGUUUUCGCGACUUCAAGCACGAGCUUAAAGAUGUUGAGGAUCGGUUUCGAAAAGCCAUGAUAACGAAUGCCCAGUUGGACAACGAUCGUGCCUCACAGGCCUACGAAGUCAAAUUGCUGAAGGACAAAUGCGAAAUCAUGGAAGAGUCGUUUGCCCAACUGCAGCGCGAGUUCAAGGAGAAGAUGCGUGAUUGCAACGCCCUCAAACGGAACUUGGACCGCUCCAAUCUCGAGCUUAAGCUAGUGCAAGGACAGUUAAAUGAGCGCGACUCGUUGAUAGCCGAACAGGGCCUUUUGAUUGUGGCAGUUGAAAAUGCCGAUGGCAGCGAUGCAAAACGAGCUCUAGUGAGUGUUGAGAAUGCUAAAGUUUUGGCGUCCGUUCAGGGUUCUUUAGAUGUAAGACUUAAAAAGUUUAGCGACGAAAAACAGCGACUGCUAUCCGAAGUGCAAAAGCUUCACGAGCAGCUUGAGGAGUAUAAAAGUGAUGGAACCGUUGGACGUCGCAGUUCAUCGCAGGGUUCCUUUGGCGAUGAAAAUGAUUACGAGGCCCAACGGGAAUCAAACAAAAUCAUUUCAGACCAUAAAUAUAAGCUGCAGAAAGCUGAACAGGAGAUCGCCAAUUUGCAAUCGAGCUUAGCCCGUUCAGAGACUCAAGUAAUACGAUACAAAAGCACUGCGGAAGCCGCCGAAAAGGCGGAGGCUGAGCUGAAAGUCGAGCGCCGUAAGCUUCAGCGUGAGCAUCGGGAACUUUUGGAAAAACUGGAAGAAGCCGAAACGUCAAACAACCAUUUAUUGAAACGCCUUGAUAAGUUGAAAAAUGCAAAGAGUGCCAUUCUAAAGGACUUAUGAUCUAAGAUGGAAACUGCAAUGCCGCCAAACAUUGCAAGGUCGAAUCCGAUGACAUAGAAAACAGUACGACAUCAUCAGCAUACAAAUAUUGCAAUUUAAUUAGCACUUCGAUGGCAGUUUGAUCGAUCUUAGUGGUAGCAAAACGAUCAUUUUUGAAGGAUAAUCCAAAAUACUCUACCUUAAAAAUAUAUAAUUAAAUUAAACUAAACUAACUGGAUAAUAAUUAACAUAAAUAAUGUCUAUAUGUAAAGCGCAAAAUAUAAGUAACAAUUCAAUUGGUUCA